Molecule: messenger RNA, 5170 nt
Organism: Pelodiscus sinensis (Chinese soft-shelled turtle)
Lineage: Eukaryota; Metazoa; Chordata; Testudines; Trionychidae
Source: RefSeq, a predicted model, not a curated record
CUGCCUCGCGGCACACCGGUGUUCCCCAGAACACAGUUUAAGAAACACUGGUGUAGACUCAGUCUGUAUCAGAGAUGUUCAGGAAUGUACAAGCAGGGUGAUGAUACAUGUGAAUAUCUUCUCUCCAGUGGGAGAUUUCUUGGGGAAACAGUAUGGCAACCCCACAGUUGCAUGAUGCAUAAAUAUAAAAAUAGUGAAGCAAAAAACUGCCUUAUAGAUAAACAUAUUGCAUUUAUAGGAGAUUCCAGAAUUCGACAAUUAUUUUAUUCAUUUGUAAAACUCAUAAAUCCUCAAAUCAAGGAAGAAGGAAACAAGCAUGGAAACAUUAUUUUUGAAGACAAAUCUGCAUCAAUUAAAGUGGAUUUCUUGUGGUAUCCAGAAGUUAAUGGCUCGAUGAAGCAACUUAUUAAAUCUUGGACUGAGGGUUCUGUUGCAAAACCUCAUAUAAUUGUAGCAGGAGCUGCUACGUGGUCUAUCAAGAUUCACAAUGGCAGCACUGAAGCCCUCACACAAUAUAAAAUCAAUAUCACUUCAAUAGCACCUCUUUUGGAAAAAUUAGCAAAGAGUAGUGAUGUUUACUGGGUCUUACAAGAUCCUGUUUGUGAAGAUAUGCUGAGUGACAGCAGGAAAAUGAUCACCAAUGAGAAAAUAGAUGCUUACAAUGAAGCUGCAAUCAGUAUUCUGAAUAGCAGCUCCAGAAAUUCCAAAGCUAAAGUUAAAGUGUUCAGUGUUUCCAAACUGAUAGCACAAGAAACUAUCAUGCAAUCAUCAGAUGGCUUGCAUCUCCCCGAAUCAAGCAGAAAAACAAGUGCAAUGAUUCUUAUGAAUGUCUACUGCAAUAAGAUUCUGAAGCCCAUUGAUGGAUCCUGCUGCCAGCCUCAGCCUCCCCUCACUCUGAUACAGAAGCUAGCUUUUUGUUUUUUUGCUUUGUCCAUUAUUGGAUAUUUAAUUCUCAAUUUUAUUUAUCGUAAUAAUCAUCGAAAGAACAAGCCAUGCACUGAUAUGGAAAGUGGAGAAGAGAAAAAACCUGUUGCCAGUACAUCUCCUGUUUCUACCCUAGAGACACUGUUACACUCGUUCUGCAAGCUGGGUCUAAUCAUGGCCUAUUUCUAUCUAUGUGACAGAGCAAAUCUAUUUAUGAAGGAAAACAAAUUUUAUACACACUCAUCUUUCUUCAUACCAAUUAUCUACAUCCUGGUUUUGGGGGUAUUUUAUAACGAAAACACCAAAGAGACUAAGAUGUUAAAUAGAGAACAGACAGAUGAAUGGAAAGGCUGGAUGCAGCUUGUUAUUUUGAUUUAUCAUAUCUCUGGAGCAAGCACUUUUUUGCCUGUGUAUAUGCAUGUUCGGGUUCUGGUUGCUGCGUAUCUGUUCCAAACAGGUUAUGGACAUUUUUCAUACUUUUGGAUCAAAGGAGACUUUGGAUUAUAUAGAGUGUGUCAGGUUUUAUUUCGUCUCAAUUUCCUGGUUGUGGUGCUAUGUAUAGUGAUGGACCGACCUUACCAAUUUUACUACUUUGUUCCACUUGUCACUGUCUGGUUUAUGAUCAUCUAUGCUACGUUAGCUACAUGGCCUCAAAUAGUCCAGAAGAAAGCAAAUGGGAACUGCUUCUGGCAUUUUGGCUUACUGCUCAAACUAAUUUCCUUGCUUAUAUGUAUAUAUAUUCUAGCAAAUUCUCAGGGCAUAUUUGAGAAGAUUUUUUCUCUAUGGCCAUUGUCCAAGUGUUUUGAGCUGAAUGGAAAUGUUUAUGAGUGGUGGUUUAGAUGGAAGUUAGACCGCUACGUAGUCUUUCACGGGAUGACAUUCGCUUUUAUUUACCUGGCAUUACAGAAACGUCAGAUGCUUUCGGAAGGGAAAGGAGAGCCUCUCUUCUCCAACAAAAUCUCAAAUUCUUUUCUUUUUAUUUCUGUAGUUUGCUUUUUGACCUACUCUAUCUGGGCUAGUAGCUGUAAAAACAAAACUGAGUGCAAUGAAUUACAUCCUUCUGUUUCUGUGGUGCAGAUUUUAGCUUUCAUCCUCAUCAGGAAUAUUCCAGGAUAUGCCCGUUCUGUAUAUAGUUCAUUUUUUGCCUGGUUUGGCAGAAUUUCUCUAGAGCUAUUCAUCUGUCAAUACCACAUCUGGCUAGCAGCAGAUACAAAGGGGAUCUUGGUGCUCAUUCCUGGAAAUCCAAUGCUCAACAUUAUUGUCAGCACUUUUAUAUUUGUGUGUGUGGCACAUGAAAUUUCUCAGAUCACUAACGAUCUAGCACAGAUGGUUGUUCCUAAAGAUAAUGCAACUCUGCUUAGAAGGCUGCUAUUUAUAACUAUUUUUUUUUCUGGACUCCUCUUUUUGUCAGCAGUUCAAGAUCAAUCAAGGCAUUAACUUCAAGAAGUCCUUUAAAACUUACUUCAGGUUUACUUUUUGUCUGCCUGAAGAAAAAUAUUUAACUGGAGGUAUAAAAAACUUACACAGUGCUACGCUGCAGCAGGACAUCUAAAUGAAGUUUAUUGAAUAUGUAUAUAAUGAAAAUGUACAUAUUUUGUGUGGAAAUACCCUACUCAAAGGAACAUGAGAAACAAGAAUGCACUGUAGAGAUUUGCAUGUGAAAAACACGUCUUUUUUUCUACUGGAUAUAUAUUUUCAUUUGCAUAUCUGUUUUAAACAUAACAUGAAGUAGAGAAAUGAGUGGGUUGGCAGCAUAAUUUGGAGAUUACUGAAUUAACUUUGCUUUGACACACCUAGCAUUCUACAGUAUACAUAAGACAUGCUUUAAUUGUCUUCUCAAGAAACUUUUGUAACAACAAAGCAGUUUUGAUGAGUGAUCCUUAGUUAAUGGUUAUCUUUGCUAAUUUAAAAAAUGGAAGUUUAUUGUACUGGUAAUCAGGGUUGUUUUUCUAAACUUAGUGUUAACUCAUUGUCUAAGGAUCAGUGUUUUGGUGUAGCUAGUAUAUGGAACCCUUCAUGAAUUGAAAAAAACCCAUCAAUUUAAAUGAUUCCAUUUAAUAUUCUAGCCAGGUUUACAUACUGUUUCAGAGAUGUUUUGUAUUUUUUUUUCUUACUAAAGAAGUAUUCUUUAGUACUAGAAAUGUGGGAUUUGUUAAGAAUGCAUACGUAAUUUUAUUUUGAAUUUUCUACUAAUGUGUUUGCUUUUUCAUCAGUAUUUUCCAUUUAUUGCUCUUUCAAACUCUCUAUAGUUCACGAUAUUAAUACAGCACCACUGAAAAAACAGUGUUGAACAAUAUUUUGGCUGAGUACUGAAAAGUUGGGAAAAUUUCCACCCUUUUCUAAUCAUACCUUUACUCUAGUUAGAUCUUACAGAGAAGGGUAUAGAGGGACACAACAACCACAGACCCCCCCCAGAUUGUAUGUGACUCGAUCUAGGUUUCCGUAGGAAGUUAGUCAUAUUAGCUCUUACAGUGAUAUCUUCAGUGAAGGUGUGGAGAACAGCCUUCCAUGAGGAAGGGUGGUGGUUGACUGGUAAUCUGGACAGCUGCAGACAAUGGGUCCCUUUUUAAAAUAAUAAUGAAAUAAGGUUGAGAUUCAUUGUUCAGAAGACCCAGUUCUUACAUUCUUAUUUUUCAGUAUCUUUCCUUGAUAGCUCUGAUUCAAACUCAGAAUCAGAAGCUUUUCUUUAUUAUGUAUCCUUUUUUUGCAUACAGCAUAGAACUGAAAGAAAUAGCAUUUCAGAUUAGAACUGAUAGAUGGCAAUUUUAAAUUCUACAAAUUCAGUUGAACUAAGGUGAUAUUUUGUUACAUUAAAUCACAGUAUUACAGUUUGGUUACAUAAUACUUGGAGGUUCAGGUGCGUCUUCAUUCUGUCCUCUUGCUGGCUACUGUUUAGCACUCAAAGGAAUACAGUAUUGUUUUCUCAGCGUAUGUGCAAUUAUAAGUAACGAUAAACAAUAUGAAUUUUAAUUUAUACAGUAAGUGGUCUGAUAUUUAUACAUUUUCUGAUGUAGUCUCAGUUGAUUUGUGGAGUCUGGACUUGCAAAGCCUCCCAUGUCUGCAAGAAAACUUUCCUGACUGUGAAAGAAUAGCUGCAUUUUGUUCCAGUAAAGAAAAUAAUUUCUGUACGAAUCUAGGAAUGAGAGGAAGAUAGCAAGAUAAAGAUAAUACAAGUCUCAAGAAUAAACUUAGUGCACUAAUUCAGUAACCUUAACAUGGCAACUAGUUUUUUUGACAAAUGAGAGAAAGAUACUCAACAUUUUCUCAGUUGUUUUCUUUUUGGACAUUAUUUCUAGUGUUUGAAAAGUCCUCCUUAGCCACUAAUCAGUACAUUUGAUUUACUGAAAGACAUGCUAUAGCUGAGAAGUGUAGUGAUAGUUGUUAUGGACAGGAUGUACAACCUACAUCUAUACCAUUAUUAGAAGUAAGAAAAAGUGAAUUUGGGGGGAUAUUUUGGUUUUGUUUUUCACAAACUAAGCAUUGUAGAUAUUUAUUUAUCUGUUGUACAGAUUUUGUUAAAGAUUUAUUUUUAAUGUUUGAAAUAGUGCACUUCACUAUUACUGUAUGUGAGAGAAAAUAUAUUUUCUUUUAAGGUUAUGUGAAAAUAUGAAGUAAUUUAAACAAAUAAAUGUAUUGUGGAUGCUUAUUUUUAUACUGUGAGGCGCAUACAUUCUGGUUUGUUAGUUUUUUAAUUAUUUAAAACAAGAUAAGUGGUAACUUAUUAGUAUGCUUCAUCAAAAUCAGAAGUUCAGGUUAUAGUGCAUUUAAAAAAUAAUUUCCUACCCCUCACUAGUUCAACUAAACCUUCUCUAUGUGGAAAUGUUAACCCUCCCAGUCAGUAGACGUAACACGACUGUUCAUAUGGUUACAGGAUGGGGGUGGAGAGAGAAAGAAUCUUCCACAAGACCAAGUCUGACACUGUGGCUAGUCCAUUGUCACUACCAUAACCUCAAGGAUUUAGUAACCCUCACAUGUGCUGUGCUCUCUAUAAAUAGGAUUGCAGGGCCUAACUCAGGUUGCCAACUUCCUUAUUGCAAAGAAAGAACACCCCUGCCCUGCCCCUUCUUCAGUGCCCUGCUUCCCACACACUUCAUUCCCCCUUCCUCCAUUGCUUGUUCUCCCCCAUACUUCCUUACUAGCUGAUUUCCACUGGACUGGGACAGGGGGUUGGGGUCUGGGAGGGGGUUCCCAGGCAAUGGGAGCUAUGGAGCUGAUGCUCAGGUGAGGCAGCAUGCAGACACCUUUU